This is a messenger RNA of Exophiala bonariae, 1734 nucleotides long. RefSeq lists its product as uncharacterized. NCBI's taxonomy places the organism in Eukaryota, Fungi, Ascomycota, Eurotiomycetes, Chaetothyriales, Herpotrichiellaceae. The transcript has 4 exons. Gene Ontology annotation, molecular function: protein binding. The record is from RefSeq and is a predicted model, not a curated record. Bases 1 to 1734 code for a protein of 577 amino acids.
AUGGACGCCAAUGCGCCCAGCCCUAUAGAACGUCACACUCAUGAUCCAAAAUCUCAGAGUCUAACUGGCGAAGAGGCCAAGCGAGCCGCGAUAUUGAUACAGAAAACAUUCAGAGGUCACCGUGCGCGACGAGAAUUGAAUGGCUUCGGACUUGAUGCGUCGACGAGGUGGUAUGAGGCUGUGAAAGAUGCAAAGUACCGAGACGUUACGACGCCGCACCCUCCACGAAGUCCCGAUGCAUCUGCGGAUGAUGGGGAGGAGAAUUCCCUUGAACCAAAAACUCCCAUAUCCCCUGCAAGAGAGCGGUGGAAAAUGGUCACAGAGAUUGCACGAAGAGCUGGCGCAGACGAUACCUCCCUUUCCCUGUCAGAUUUCUCCUCCUCAGAAGAUGAAUCCGGCGAUUCUGCCUCGAAGACAAACCCAUCAAAAGAGGAGCGAGAGGCUGCGGCCAAGAAGCGAGGCGAAGCCACAGCGUUGAGAAAAAAGACGGCCAAGAUGAUGGAUUUGCAGUACUUUCUCGAGAUGGUAGACCACAAACACCGCUACGGUAGUAACUUGCGCAAGUACCACAACUACUGGAAGUCCCAGGAUACCAGACAGAACUUCUUUUACUGGUUGGAUGAAGGCGAUGGCAAAGACGUUGAAGUUCCCGAAUGCAGUAGAGCGCGCCUCAAUAAGGAGCAAGUGCGGUAUCUGUCAAGGGAGGAACGGCUCCAAUAUCUUGUCCGGAUCAAUAAAGAAGGACUAUUCGUAUGGGCAAAGAAUGGGGAGCGAGUAUGGACGAAAGACGAACUAUACAAGGAUAGUGUGCAAGGUAUUGUACCUGUAACGGACCCGACCCCAAGAUUCGAAUACAACGUACCACCUCCUGAUGGUCGGGGACGGUAUUCAGAAUCCGACUCCGACUCCAGCUCGGCAUCUGGAGACGAAGACAACGAUGAAAAAAUCGACAACACUGCUGGGGAUGAGGGCGAGCGCUAUGUGAACGAAGAUUUUCACCGAGCGAGAGGGAUCUCGAAGGUUAAGCACGUCAGUCCUGCGGUGCUCUUCAAUCACAUGAUCAGAACAUCUCUGAAGAAGGGAUAUAAGUGGAUCUUUGUUGCAGACACGUCUAUGAAUAUCUAUAUUGGAUACAAGCAGUCAGGAGCCUUCCAGCAUUCGUCCUUCUUGCAUGGGGCACGAAUUUUAGCUGCCGGGCUUAUCAAAGUCAAAGACGGUCAGUUGCGCAGGUUAUCACCGUUGAGUGGUCAUUAUCGACCACGAGCUGCCAACUUCCGCACCUUUGUUCAUAGCCUUCAGGAUGCAGGUGCAGAUAUGUCUCAUGUCUCAAUAUCGAGGAGCUAUGCCGUCUUGGUGGGCUUGGAAAGCUAUGUUCGUACUCGACGACGGGUGAAGACGGCCGAGAACUUGGUGGUUAGAGAGAAGGAUAAGGUUUUUCAUCCAGAGAAGAUCAAAGAGGAAGAGGAGGCCAAUCGCGACAAAUCUCAAAGUGCAGAGAAAGAGCGACUUUGGCUGGCGCAACAACGUGAGGCUGCAGAACGAGAAGCUCGUGAGCAAGAAGCCUCCCAGCGUCAAAGUGGUAAACUAUCGCGUUUUCUCCUCAAGUUUAAGACCCGUAAGGACACGUCGAUGCCUGCUCUUGGAGAUCACAGCAUCAAAGGGGAUUUGGAAAGAGAGAAGAAUAGAACUUCGGGGCCAGAGGAUGGAAUACCCGCACCUGAAGGCGAACGAUGA